AUGCAAAAAGAAGUUGAUGACAUUGAUGACGACAACAGAAGAGUGUUUUCUGCGGAUGCACAGAUUGCAAUCACGGUCGAUGAGUGGUCGUCAAAAAAUGCAUCAUGUUCAUUGCUUGCGAUUACUGGUCAUGCCCUGGGAGGGGACUUUUCGGAAAGAAUCAACGUGGUGUUGGACUGUGCUCCGCUUAAGGAGGAUAGCCACACGAGCGAGUUGGUAGAAUCGAAAAUAUUGGAGAGCUUGUCCAGACUCGGAACUGCCAAAGAGCGAGUGUCAUUCAUGAUUGCUGAUGGAGCAUCGGUUAUGGUGAAAACAGCAUCCGACCUAGGCAUACAAUACAUCCACUGGUGCUCACGUCAUUAA
Messenger RNA from Cylicocyclus nassatus, 363 nucleotides. Lineage: Eukaryota; Metazoa; Nematoda; Chromadorea; Rhabditida; Strongylidae. The record is from the annotation of a GenBank genome assembly.